AUGGAUGAAGAAUAUGACGUAAUCGUAUUGGGUACUGGUCUGAAGGAAUGUGUGCUCAGUUGUCUCUUAUCAAUGAAUGGUCGCAAGGUACUGCAUAUGGAUAGAAACAAAUAUUAUGGUGGAGAGAAUGCAUCAUUGACUCUUUCUGAACUAUAUGAAAAAUUUGGUUUAAAGGCAGAAGAUGUACCUGAAUCUUUUGGCCGCCAGAAAGACUGGAAUGUUGAUCUAAUCCCUAAAUUUUUCAUGGCUAAUGGCAAGCUAGUCAAAUUACUAAUACACAGUGGUGUUACUAAGUUUUUCGAAUUCAAAUCUGUAGAUGGUAGUUAUGUUUACAAAAAAGGUUAUAACAUUCAUAAGGUUCCAGCUGAUGGACAAGAAGCUUUGGCUACAAGUUUAAUGGGAUUCUUUGAAAAGCGCCGAUACCGUAAUUUUUUGAAUGAUGUUGCUGCUUUUGAAAUUGGUAAUCCCAAAACUUAUAAUGGUAUUGACCCAAAUACAACCACAAUGCAAGAUUUGUACCGCAAAUAUGGCUUGGAUGAUAAUACUGCAGAUUUCACUGGUCAUGCACUGGCACUGCAUAGAGAUGACAGCUACAAACAAGAAAAUGUUUUAGACACAAUAGAGCGAAUUCAACUGUACGAUUCAUCUCAGAAACAUUAUGGCAAAUCUCCAUAUUUGUACCCACUGUAUGGACUGGGAAAACUUCCAGAAGGCUUUGCAAGGCUAUCAGCUAUAUAUGGAGGCACCCAUAUGCUUGACAAACGAAUUGACGCUAUUGAAUAUGAUGACAAUGGUGAGGUUUGUGGUGUCACAUCUGAAGGUGAAACUUUCAAGUGUAAAACUGUUGUGUGUGAUCCCACAUAUGGAAGAGAUAAGGUCAAGAAAGUAGCUCAAGUAGUACGUGCUAUUUGCAUCAUGACUCAUCCUAUACCACGUACAAAUGAUAACGCCUCAUGUCAAAUCAUCAUUCCACAAAAUCAAGUGAGUAGGAAAUCAGAUAUCUAUGUGAGUUGUGUAUCUAGCACUCAUUGCAUAGCAACUUAUGGUUUUUAUGUCGCAACGGUAUCCACCACUGUUGAGACUGACAACCCAGAAGCUGAAUUACAACCAGGUCUUGAUUUACUUGGCCCAAUAGAACAGAAGUUUGUGUAUGUAGCUGACAUAUAUGUACCUAUUGAUGAUGGUAAAAAGUCUAAGGUAUUUGUGACCACAUCUUACGAUGCUACAACUCACUUUGAAACCACGUGUAAUGAUAUCCUGGAUGUAUGGACACGAAUGACUGGUGAAGUAUUUGAGUUUAACAAGAUUCAGACUUCAGAGGAAAAUUAGUACAACGUCUCAAAUCUGAAAGUCAAAUCUCCUUUUCGCUAAGUUUAUGUCUCUCAUUCUUAUCCAAUAAAAAUAUUGCUUGCAGAACAUUGUUAAAAUC
This is a messenger RNA of Saccoglossus kowalevskii, 1429 nucleotides long. RefSeq names its product rab GDP dissociation inhibitor alpha-like. Lineage: Eukaryota; Metazoa; Hemichordata; Enteropneusta; Harrimaniidae. The record is from RefSeq and is a predicted model, not a curated record.